CGCACGCGAAAUGGCGGCUCUCUUCUCCCCGACACGCGCCCGGGGGGCGGCGGAGGGGCGCGGGGGUACCCGCGCAAAAUGGCGGUCGCGGGGUGCGGCGCGGGUCAGCUGUAGGUCUGGCUUCAUUCGUAACGCCCGGCGGUAAACGGACAGCAGCGUGUUCUAACGAGCGCCCCUCAGGGCAGAGCCAGCGCCCGGUCCUACGUCGGGACGGAGAGGCCGAGGAUGCUGGCGCACAGCAGGUGGUAUCAUUAUAACCUUACUCGACAUGCAGCAGAAGCCCUGCUUCUUUCUAAUGGGAAGGAUGGAAGCUAUCUCUUAAGGAAGAGUAACGAAAGGGAAGAUUUGUAUUCCCUCUCUGUAAGGGGAAAAGAUUCUGUGAAACAUUUUCAUGUUGAAUAUACAGGAACCUCACUCAAAUUUGGAUUUAAUGAAUUUUCCAGCUUGAAGGAAUUAGUCAUGCAUUUUGCAAAUCAACCUUUAAUUGGAAGUGAAACAGGAACCUUAAUUGUAUUGAAGCAUCCCUAUCCACACAAAGUGGAGGAGCCGUCUAUUUACGAGUCUGUCCGAGUUCACACAGCAAUGCAGACAGGAAGGACAGAAAAUGAUCUUGUUCCAAAUGCUCCCUCACUUGGAACAAAAGAAGGCUAUUUGGUAAAACAAGGCAGAAUUGUCAAGAACUGGAAGACAAGGUGGUUUACACUGCAUAGGAAUGAACUUAAAUAUUUCAAAGACCAGACAGCCACAGAACCAAUUCGGGCACUCGACUUAACUGAAUGCUCAGCAGUGCAGUUUGACUAUUCCCAAGAAAGAGUCAACUGUUUCUGCUUAGUGUUCCCACUGAGAACGUACUACCUGUGUGCAAAAACUGGAAUAGAAGCAGAUGAGUGGAUUAAAAUACUGCGAUGGAAACUGUCACAAAUACGGAAGCAAGUGGAGCAGCACAAUGCCCGCAGUUCCCAGUUGCACCCCUAAUGCUUCCACUCCAUGGGUGGGAAUUGCCUCUCAACCACAGGGAAGGCAUCUGACCCCAGGAAGACAGUUCCACGUCUCCAUUACUUGCCGAGGGCACAUGCACGUGUGUCCAGUCGCAUGCAGACGUUUGCAUGCAGCUGUGCACACAGAGGAUCCGUACAGCUGACCGACUGCUUUCAGGCUGCUGAGUCGUGUAUGGAGGCCACUGCAAAAUCACAGCGUCAGUUUGAUGUGUGCGGUUUACGUCUGCAACGCGCAAUCGUUCAGACGCCCAUUAACUAAUCACAGAAGUAGUCACUUCAAAACUGCUGUGGUUAUCCAGGGCCAUCUUGAGAACUUACUGCACGCUCCACCACAACUAACCGUUAGCAGCACAGACUGGAACACUCAGCCUGUUAUUUAAAAUUAGACCUUUCUGGAAACAUUAAAUAUUACUUUUGUAUGGCCUGUCGGGGUCUCAGCCAAAAGAAGGAUGCCAGAGCCAAUUACAUUUUUGUAAAUACUACCUAUAUUACCACCCACAGAAUUAAACCUGGGAUUUCAAGGCUCUUUUCAAGGUGAUGGAUGAGUAACACUUCCUUCUGGUCAACUAUAUUUUUGUACAGUUUAGAUUUCUAUCACAGUUAUGGCUUUGAAUGAACAUUUGUUUUAAAUGGCAUGUACAGGAAAUGGUAAGCAGUGUCACAAACACGUGCUUGUUUACAAACCCGGACUGUGAAAAACAGGCAGCUAGUUCCCAGCACGUGUGCUGCUACAGGACCCUGAGGGUGGAUGACAGCUCAGCAGAAAGCUUUGCUGGUGGCGGCCACCAACAUUUUAGCAGCAUUGAGUUGGGCCCCCUAUGCUCCCUUUUGAAAACAAGCUGGAUUUUGUACUUUUUUCCCCCCAGGCAGAUAACUUGGUUUGUAAAACAAGAGGUUUUAUCCACAACUGCAUUCUAGAAUUAAGCACUGCUUGUUUUAAAUUGAACAAGAUGAGCAGCGGUAAUGGGAAAACACGAUAUACACUAAAAAACGUAUAUAUGUGCUUGUGUGUUUAAAAGAAUGCAUCUUCUACAUAAGCAAUGAAAAUUUCCAUACCCGUUUUGGAAGACUCAAGCACACGUAAGCAUUGUGGCUCACCAGAAUUCAGAAGCAAAAGCCUUAUACUUUGGAGCUAUAGUGAAAAGAGACAUUACAUUUUGGCAGCAAGUUUUGACACACUGGAGGGUCUCAAGGCCAGCCUGGUCUGGCCUCCCUUCUGACCUGCUCCUCUGGGAGAGGGGGGAGAGCAGGGAGACCCCCUCUCUCUGUAACGGGCACGUUUCUGAUGAAACACUGCUUGCAAACCUCUCCCCUGGACAAUGCACAGCAGCAGCUCAGUGUUCAGAAGAUGCCUUUACUGUGAGAAAGCUGAAGAGGAAGAGGGGAAAAACAUACUGGAAGAACAUACCAGAAGGAAAAUCCAGCUUUGGUCAGGAAUAGCAUUUUAUUUCAACUUAUAAAUUCAAAAUAUUUGUAAAUAUUUUUAUACACUGUUUUCUGAAUAAAAUGUCAUUAUAAAACUA
Molecule: messenger RNA, 2521 nt
Organism: Numida meleagris (helmeted guineafowl)
Lineage: Eukaryota; Metazoa; Chordata; Aves; Galliformes; Numididae
Gene: DAPP1
Product: dual adaptor of phosphotyrosine and 3-phosphoinositides 1
Exons: 9
Coding region: 226-975 (249 amino acids)
Source: RefSeq, a predicted model, not a curated record